Carcharodon carcharias (great white shark) is the source of this 3382-nucleotide messenger RNA. RefSeq names its product KIAA0753 ortholog. The transcript has 18 exons. Gene Ontology annotation, biological process: centriole replication; protein localization to centrosome. Gene Ontology annotation, cellular component: centriolar satellite. NCBI's taxonomy places the organism in Eukaryota, Metazoa, Chordata, Chondrichthyes, Lamniformes, Lamnidae. The record is from RefSeq and is a predicted model, not a curated record. The coding region runs from base 267 to 3077 and encodes 936 amino acids.
GGGGUGGUCGUUCUGCGCGACUCGGGCGAAGAGGCGGCGCCGGCGCCGGCGCAGGCGCAGAUUUGGUCACGAGCCCCAAGCAGCUCCUGCACCCGGGUGACGCUAUCCUCAAGAUUCUGGUGUCUAGCAACCGGGUGCCUGGCAACAGCCGGCGCUUCGGGCCUGUGACGCCGCCUGGCCUGGCCUGGCCUGGCCUGGCCUGGAGUGGAGUGGAGUGGCGUGGAGUGGAGUGGCGGGCCUGAGCGAGGAUUGUUCACAUCAUCGGGAUGAUCAUGGCCACAAAGGUUCAGCAUCACCACACACACAUUGUGAACCCAGCCCAGUCUUUUGGGACUUUGGUAUCUUCCAUAUCAGCUGGACGAGAUGUUGGAAGGAGUGAAUUUUACAAGACUCAGUUAAAAUUCAAUAAGGAUGCGCUAAGUACUGUAUCCAACAUGGCUGCGACAGUCACAGACCCUCGUCCAAUUGUAAUUGAAAAGCUACGUCAACCUUGUGAGCCGCAUGUUCAGGAUGAUGCCCAGAGUAUACGCAGCUCUAUGCAGUUUUCUACUGUGUCUGAAGAGAGGUUGAAUAUGGCUGUUCGGAUGGCAAAGCGUGAUCUAAAAAAAAGGCAUCUGGAAGAGCAAGUGAAGGAUUACUUAUGUAAACUUGAGCAAGAUCCAUCAGAAACAUCAAAAUAUAUUAAUCGAGUGAAGGGGACAUCCGCUGAGAAUACUGCAUGCAUCAGGAAUCGGCUGAAAAUGGAGAGCCUCGCAAAACUAAGACAUGAUAAAGCUUCAAAAGAGGGGUUUACAAGGUCUGGUGCCAAGGUUUAUAUUUAUACCUCUGACCAAGGCCAAGCUAGGCCUGCACGCUCUGAUUCACCACCAACACAUGACCCCGGCCCAGAUCUGAAUCGCCAGAACCAGGGCAAUAAAACUGCUGAAGAGAUCCGUAGGCUGAGAACAGAGCUCAGCAAGUACUUUCAGAAAAUUGAGGAACUUUCCAAGAAAGAGAAAUAUCUGGAUGUCCUGGAUCCUGAUGAAGAGCGCAGAAUGCAGAUAAAAAGACAGGAGCAGGCCACUCGCUCGGCGAGGAUGCUGUAUGUUUUGCAGCAGCAAGUAAACGAAAUACAGGAAGAGAUAGAAAAACAAAGUCCACAUAAAAUAAAGCAUACUAAGAAGUCUCGAGCCAUGUCUCGAUUAGCAGCUGCGCAUAGAGGAGCUGUGCGUGCAUUACAGAUGUUUGUUGGUCAGCUCUCUGGACAAUCAGAACAGCAGAUUCCUACCUACUACAAGGAGCUAGGUCAGUUGAUUCGACAGCUUUCCCUUUGCUCUGCCAGAAUGGAAAGUGACAUGGACUCUUCGAUAUCAGAAACCAUUAUUAAUAUCCUGCAGCAAGUUGAGGACCUGGACUCACUGCUUGGGAAGCAAUUUCCUCAAAAGAAAUCAAAUCAAUUGCCGCAGAGAACCCGAAGUGUUUCCCCACCAAGCAGAAAAGGAUCCUUAGGUAGACACAGAAGCCGUUCUGCUGAAAGAGCGCAAAAAUCAUCCAUCAUGAAGGACAAUGUUUCAGGUGCACUGAAACAAUUGCCUCCUCUUAAGACAGUGCAAAUUGAUGAAAGUUUCCAUGUUGCUGAAUCUUCCAGAGCCCAGCAAUACAGUAGAGAGUCCCUGCCUGUCCAUGAAGAACAACAACAGCAGGAGGAAAGCCCUCCAACUCCUGAUAGGAAUGCUGUGCUGAGGGCUGGAUUAGAUGCCUUGCAGCGUGUUGGAGCCUUGAAAAAAUCUGUUGCGGAAAGAAAGGCAACUAGGAAAGGAGUGCUGCUGCCUAACAGGUCGUGUCAAAGGGGACAGAGCACACUUGCAUUGCCAGCCUGCUUUCAGAAAGCUACAGUAUCUUCAGAACUGAAGAAAAAUCAGGGACCGCUUAAAGAAAGCAGACCUCCCUGGAUUCCAGGAUAUCCCACCUCCCCUCUUGCAUCUUCUAAACGAACUCCAUGGAAGAAGCAGAAAACAAGAUUGGAAUGCUACAAAUCUAAACCUACAGAUAAAAGUCAAACUAACUUGAUAAAGGAAAUGGAACAAGAAAGGCAAGAAGCUGCUAAGACUGAAGCAAUCAGGUUGGCUUGGCUUGAUUCUGAGACUGCCCGCAGGAUGAAGGAGCUUAAUGAACUCUGCAUACAAGAAAUGGACAGAAUAAAGAAAAUGAGAUCUGAAGCUGGUUCCCCCAACAAAUGGAUUGUAAAAGCAGAGGAGGAAAUUCGUGAGAAGCUUCAGCCCUUGCUGGACAAAGCACAAGUUAUAAGUGAUUCUUGGGAGAAGAGAACUCGAAUCAAAGACUCUUCACUACAACAUCAGCUAUCAUUACAAGUUGCUGAAAAGGCUGCAGCUAGCGCGGACCUCCUUGGUGAAAAACUAUUAGAUGAGCUGCUGGAGGACACAGCGCAAGAGUUAUUGAAUCUGGAGCUAAAUGCAAAAGCUCAUUCAGAAGCUUUGGUGUUGCAAGAUGGCUCUACGCUAGAGAACAUGCUACAGAGAAUAGAUGAGAUGGAAAGAUACCAAGAGGCAGUUUGCAGAAGAAUUUGCCAGAUUGAAUAUGCUGAUCCUGAUUUUUGGACUGAGGAAGAAAAGCAAGAAAGAGAAUUUGUCUUAAUUGACACAAAGCCACACACUCCACAGCCUAUCAGAAUCACCAGAACUGUUGAACACAGUGAUCCAACUAUGGAUACAAUAAUUCAGAGGUUUUCGGAAGCUGACCCUGCUGAGGACUUGGAAUGGAGUGGAAAGCCAGAGCUUGCUUCAGUGUUGGAACCUUUGGCCCAGAAGUUAUCCAGGAAAAGGCAGAGUGAUAUUGUGCUUUCAAUACCACAAAAAAUAGUUCAAAGUAUACUUGACUACCGUGAGAGAUUCGACCGACAUCUAAAAAUGAUUUCACAUGAGGCUGUAGGGAGCUUUAACCCAUGGUUAAUUACUGAAAGCUUGGCUGAAGAGCUAAUGGAAGAAGGUCUAAGUGAUGUAGCAGCUGAACUGCAAAAUGUAUGUGAGGAGUAUGCAGAAGCCUUGUUCACUUCUGAAUUUGUGCAGCCUGUAGAGUAAAAAAAACAAAACCAAGAAUGCCUCAGUGUCACUGGAAGAGGGAUACUGCAUGCGAAUAAAAAAUGUCAACUGUCACCUGAAAACAGGACACCAAGCAUAACCUGUACAUAGUACAUGGAAUGUUCAUCACAAAUUCACUUGAGUUGAUUGAUAAGAUUGUUUUUAACAUUCAAUUUAAUGUAUAACAAUUCUUUUAUUUUACCUUUAGUCUUGUCAUGUGUCUUAAUGAUUGAAAGUUGCUGUAUUAAUUUCCUUUAUUAAAUUUGUACCUCUCAGAAUAAACUUUUAAAGCCAUGUAGAACUUA